This is a messenger RNA of Closterium sp. Naga37s-1, 2108 nucleotides long. The record is from the annotation of a GenBank genome assembly. NCBI's taxonomy places the organism in Eukaryota, Viridiplantae, Streptophyta, Zygnematophyceae, Desmidiales, Closteriaceae.
GUGCGUCUGCCCUGCGUGCGCUGCCCUCUCACGAGUUCUGUCAGAGGAGCUUCGUACUGGGCUAUGGCAAGCACGAGGGCUUAGGCAACAACCUGUAUAAGAUCCUCACGGCUCCGGCUCUUGCUCUCAUGCUCAACCGCUCCAUUAUCGUGGGGGAAAACUAUGGCACGCGGCCACUGAUGGAGAGCAACAAGACAGUGGGGCAGCGGCUAUGGAAGGACUAUCUCGCCUUCUCCCCGGAAGUCUUCUCCAUGCUCGAGUUGAGACACCUCUGGUAUCAGCAUGACUGCGAGCGGCGCUACAGGCGGCCUCUGGUGGUCAGGACGGACUCGUUUGCCAACCGAGCGAGGUCGCGCACAAUGUGUGCUGAUUGGUUCACGUGGCAGGAGCCCAUUAUCUGUUUCGAUGAUGCGUUGGAUUCAGUGGGCAUUCAGACCUUUCUCAAGAACCUGCACCCAUCCAUGCGGGAGAGCGCACAGGCCAUCAUGGGCCUCCCUUGGGACCCCAACUCUCGCCCCAACCUGUUUGGAGAGAUCGCGCGCGUGCUGCUGCUGCCCACGCCAGCGGUGGCGGAUGCAGUGAAAUGGGCGCUGGGGAGUGGAGGGAAGGACGCCGAUGUGGUGAUUCACUUUCGGCACGGCGGACUGGAAUCCGUGGCUUCUGCUGCCGCUCUCUGCCUGAGAAAGGCCCUGGAGCACAUUCAUAGGCAGAAAGGGGGAGGGGGGAAGGGCAAGGGCAAGACAACCAAGGGAAAGACGAAGAAGGAAAAAACGAAAGUAGGAAAGACGAAAACGGGGAAGACAAAGAAGGGAAAGCCGGGGACUGCGAAAUUGGGGAAGGCAAAGAAGGGGAAGAAGAUGAAGUGGACUCAAGGACAGAAGAAGGCGGCAGGGGAUGAGGAUGAGAAAGGAGGGAAUAAGGAGGGAGGGAGCGAGAACAAGACAGCAGGGAGCAAGAACGCGGCGAGCGAUAAGGACAAGCUGAGGGUGGUGGUGGUUGCGGAUCAUCCAAGUGUGUUCCGCAAGAUAGGAGCUCUCACGUCUGACUUUGCCAAGAUCAUUCGCUUUGAUCAUGCCAAGUUCGUGCGCCGACAUCCAGAGAGCCCCCUUGCCUCUGCAAAGAACAAAUCACUCCCAUCCUUCCGAGUGCGGGACUGGGGCCCUCUGCCCCGCUGGGUGGCAUUGGUCGACUUCUUUCUCGCCGCCCGGGCCCGCUAUGCCUUCAUUUCUGCGGGGCGUUCAAGGGUCUUCACCACCUUCUCUCAGCUUGCCGCCUCUCUAGCGGCUGCCAGGAGCCUAGGAGCGUUAUGCCUUCAUUUCUGCAGGACGCUCAAGCGUCUUCACCACCACCUCUCAUCUCGCCACCUCUUUACCCGCUGCCAGACGGGCCAUGCCUGGCACCCCUUCUCUGCCGCCUCUCCUGCCCUGCCCAGCCCCCCCAGUGCGCCCUUGUGUCUUUCACACUUGCUUCUUUUCACACUCUCGCUUCUGUGCACCCUUCCCCAUUUCCCCCUCUCCUUCCCCAUUUCCCCCUCCCCUUCCCCAUUUCCCCCUCCCCUUCCCCAUUUCCCCCUCCCCUUCCCCAUUUCCCCCUCCCCUUCACCCUCACCAGAGGACACCCCCUCGCCCACUGCGUCCCGUUUCCUCCUUCUGAGCGCCUUCCACUCGCACCUACUGGAAAACGGUUUAGCCAACCAGGGGGGGAGGGGCCACGCCUGGCACACCUUCUCAGGCCGCCUCUCCUGCCCCGCCCAGCCCCCCCAGUGCGCGCUCUCCCCCGCCCUGCCCUAUGCCUGGUGGGACGCCCCCUGGCAGUCCCCUGCGCGGGGGGAAGGGGGGAAGCUUAGGCGGUUGGGGCUGCAGGUGGGGGAAGGCGGGGAGGUGGGGGAGGAGGCUGUGGAGAGGUUUUGUGAGAGGCGGAAGGGGCAGGCUGUGCGGGUGAAGCUAGAUAUGGGGUUGAAAGAGGGAGGAGAGGAGGAGAAAAAGGGGAAGGGGAGGAAGGGGAAGGGUGAGAAGGAGGGUGAGAGGAGGGAGAUUGGGGAGAAUGGGGAGAAAGGGGAGGGUGAGAAGGGGGAGAACGUGGAGAAGUGGAAGGUGACGCAGAGAUGA